Raphanus sativus (radish) is the source of this 2357-nucleotide messenger RNA. RefSeq names its product probable inactive receptor kinase At3g02880. The record is from RefSeq and is a predicted model, not a curated record. NCBI's taxonomy places the organism in Eukaryota, Viridiplantae, Streptophyta, Magnoliopsida, Brassicales, Brassicaceae. Gene Ontology annotation, biological process: protein phosphorylation. The transcript is spliced from 3 exons. Bases 197 to 2065 code for a protein of 622 amino acids. Gene Ontology annotation, molecular function: ATP binding; protein kinase activity; protein binding.
AGAGAGAGAGUUGAAACUUGAAACUCAUAUGAAAAGCCUCUAUUGAAUUCCACCAUCUGUCUCUCUCUGUUCAAACCUCAGUUUACGCGUUAGACCAAAAAGGUACAAAAUCUCAAAAAAUCAAAAUAUAUAUUCAUUGAAAGAAAAACAAAAAGACCAAUAGUCACCACCACAUACGACCCAAUCAGAGAGGAAGAUGAGCCGAUCCAUCUCCAUCUCCUUCUUCUCCUCCAUCUUCUUCCUCUACCUCGCCUCCGUCACUUCCGAUCUCGACUCCGACCGUCGAGCUUUACUCAUUCUCCGCACCAGCGUCCGCGGCCGUACUCUCCUAUGGAACACAACCGCCUCCUCUCCCUGCGACUGGCACGGAGUCCACUGCGACGCGGGUCGGGUCACCGCCCUCCGGUUACCCGGAACUGGUCUGCUCGGCUCUUUACCUCCCGGAGGAAUCGGGAACUUGACUCAGCUCCAGACGCUCUCCCUCCGGUUCAACUCCCUCUCCGGUCCGAUCCCUUCGGACUUCUCCGGCCUCGUCCUCCUCCGUUACCUUUACCUCCAAGGCAACGCCUUCUCCGGGGAGGUGCCUUCUUAUCUCUUCGCGCUUCCGAAUCUGAUCAGGAUCAAUCUCGGGGAGAAUCGUCUCUCCGGUCGGAUCCCGGGGAAUGUGAACUCCGCGGCUCGGUUGGUUACGCUCUACUUGGAGAGGAACCAGCUCUCGGGUUCGAUCCCUCAGAUCACCAUCGCGCUUCAGCAGUUUAAUGUUUCUUCUAAUCGGUUAAACGGUUCGAUUCCUGAUUCGUUGUCGGGCUUUCCCGUAACCGCUUUCCAAGGGAACACUCUCUGUGGAAAGCCGUUGAGCCCUUGCCAAGGCGUAAGCCCUACCUCUCCUCCUUCUCCGCCGUCUCCGUCGGGGAAGAAAGAUAGCGAUAAGCUAUCAACCGGAGCUAUCGUCGGAAUCGUGAUCGGAUGUGUUGUCGGAUUAUUGUUACUUCUCUUGCUUCUGUUCUGUCUCUGUAGAAAGAGAAAGACGGAAGAGAAUAAUGCCCCGCCGCCGAGAAACGUCGAAGCUCCCGUCGUCGUCGCCGCCGCUGUACCUAAGGAAACGGCGGCAAACGUUCCCUCUCCGGCGGCGGGGAGCAGCGGCGCGGUGAGUAAAGAGUUGAUCUUUUUCGUGAAGUCUUUCGGGGAAUUCGAUAUGGAUGGGUUGCUAAAGGCUUCGGCUGAGGUUCUUGGGAAAGGAACCGUUGGGUCUUCGUACAAGGCGAGCUUUGAUCAUGGACUAGUGGUGGCUGUGAAACGGUUGAGAGACGUUGUUGUUCCUGAGAAAGACUUUAGAGAGAGGUUGGAGGUCUUGGGAUCGAUGAGUCAUCCCAAUCUAGUGACUCUGAUUGCUUACUAUUUUAGUCGCGACGAGAAGCUUCUUGUCUUUGAGUACAUGUCUAGAGGAAGCUUGUCUGCUCUCUUGCACGGGAACAAAGGAAACGGGAGGACUCCGUUGAACUGGGAGACCAGAGCCGGUAUAGCAUUAGGAGCUGCGAGAGCGAUUAGUUACUUGCAUUCGCGCGAUUCGACGACUUCUCAUGGAAACAUUAAGUCGUCGAACAUACUAUUGUCUAAUUCCUAUGAAGCUAAGGUCUCUGAUUACGGUCUAGCGCCUAUUAUCAGCUCCACAUCUGCGCCUAACCGUAUAGAUGGCUACCGUGCGCCUGAAGUCACCGAUGCGCGCAAAAUCUCCCAGAAAGCUGAUGUUUACAGCUUUGGUGUUUUAAUACUCGAGCUACUAACAGGGAAGUCUCCAACACAUCAGCAACUGAACGAAGAAGGUGUAGAUUUGCCAAGAUGGGUCCAGUCCAUUACCGAACAACAAUCACCUUCUGUUGUGUUUGAUCCAGAGCUCACAAGGUACGAAUCCGAGGGCAAUGAGAACAUUAUCCGGCUCUUAAAGAUCGGUAUGAGCUGUACGGCUCAGUAUCCUGAUAGUCGUCCUACCAUGGCCGAUGUAACCAGACUCAUCGAGGAGGUCUCGCAUUCAUCAUCAGGCUCUCCAAACCCGGUUUCUGACUGAUCGAGUUCAAAUUGUCUGGGGCUAAAUUGAUCGAGUUCAAAUUGUUUGGGGCUAAAUUGCAAUUUCUUGAAUAGUUUAUACGCAUUUCCCCCGCCUUUUUAUUUUCUUUUUUGUACGUGUUCUAGCGUGUUCGUUAAUUACUGAGCCUCAAAUUGAGAUAUGAGACUUUGCAGAUUUUUUUUCUUUUAUAUUUUUCAUAAUUUUAAAAAAUGUUCAUAAAAUUAUUUGCUCAAGCCAUUUUUUUUGUAUAUAGAGCUAUCGGUUGUGUGUGAAUUAAAUGGUUUGUUUUCUU